AUGGCGGGACGGCGAGUUAGGGUUUCGAGCCACAGCGUGGGGAACAUGGGCGAGAUAACCUCCGCCUCCCGCGUGCCUCCCCGCGCGCCGGGGCCAGGUCGCGGGGGUCCCGUGGGCCCUCCUAGCAGGGAUCUUCGCAGGCCGAUUUCGUACGAUUCGCAGCAGUUCGCGACGUCAGACGACCUCGCGGAUGGCACCCACGUCGCCAGUUUCGCCGGCGGUGGUAACCAGGUGGAUGCUGGGGCUCGACAUCCCUCGAGUGGCAGCAGCGGUCUCGGCAGGGGCGACGGAUUAGGAAGAGGAGGAGCAGGAGGCGGCGGCGGAGGCGGUGGUGGGAGUGGCGGUGCGGGUGGAAGCGGUAAGGAGUUACCGGGUGCAGGCCCGUCCCCCGCGGAGUGGUCGAGGGAAGGCGCAGGGGAGAGGCAAACGGGGCAGGGGGGGGUGGAGGGGCGCGCAAUGGGUGCGCCUGGGCAAGGGAUGCGGGCAGCAGCAGCAGGAGCACGGACUACCUCCCCUGUGGAUGGGCCAAUUGGGGAGAGGCCUUCCAGGGACGGCUUUCCUGGGGGAGAUGCCAGCGGUAGGCGCCUGGCAGGCGGUCGGGGGGGAGGGCGGGGGGCUGUGGUAGGAAGGGGAGGCGGCGGCGGCGGCGGCGGCGGCAGGGGCGGCGGUUGUGGCGGCGGUGGCGGCGGUGGCGUUCGAACGACCCCGCCGACGUCCCCCCUGGCGAGCCUAACGCACGAGGACUUUGUGGCGUUUGAGGGGUACGAACGCAACCAGGACGCCAUUCACAGCGUGCUGCAGGCCGCCAGGGACCUCGUUGUGGACUGCCAGCACGAGGGCGUGUGGGAGUCCGAAGCCACUCUCAAGCCGUGGCGCGGUGACGCCGAGCCGGACCGGCAGGUUCGGCAGCAGGGAAGAGGUGGGUCCGAGCCUGCGAGGGAGCCUCGGCGGCAGAUGCGUGGCGGGUCCGAGCCUGAGCGGCAGGCGUGGCAGGCUAAUUCGUACAGACAGAAGGAGAGGGAAGCACAGGAGCUUGUGGAGCCGAGGAGAGGAGUAGAUGGUGCGUAUGGGAGCGAGGAAGAAGAGUACCGACAGCAGGGGCAGCAGGGGCAGCAGGGGCAGCAGGGGCAGCAGGUGCAUCAGGUGCAGCAGGGGCAGCAGCAGCAGGGGCAGUACCAGCAGCACCAGGCACACCAGCAGCAGCAGCGGCGGCGGCAGCAGCAGCAGGAGGAGUGGGAGAGGAGGAACGGGUCGUACAGCGACCAGAGCUCGCUGGGCGAGCGCGCAUGCAGCAGCCAGCGCGCGUCCAGCGCGGAGCGCACUGCGCCUGGCGACAUGGGGUCGUUCGGGGAGCAGAGGCAGGGGGGCCACAGCGCGCAGGAGAGGGGCAGGGGGGCUGGCCACCCGGAGCACGCGUCUGGGUCUCCCCUUGCUGCUUCCAGCAGCAGCGCUAUUGCUGGUCAGGUAGGGCGAGGGAGAGCAGGGGCAGGGGGGGGGGCUCGGGAAGGGGAAGGAGCAGGGGGAGAGGAAGGGGCAGGGGCAGGGGAUGGAGAAGGGGCAGUGGGAGGAGUGGGUGGGGCGGGAGGCAUGAGUGUGGUGGAUGGGGCGGCGCGGAGGAAGAAGAGGGCAGAGCGGCUGCAGGCAGUGCGGUACCGCGAUGCCAUGGCUGCCGCUGGCAUGGCCGCCGCUGGCAUGGCCGCUGCUGGCCCAACCGCCGCCGCUGCCCCCCAUCCUGGUGCUCACCACCCUGCUGUCUCUCCUGCUGCUGAUGCUGCUGGGGAUUUUGCUGGGGAUGUUGCUGCUGGUGUUGGUGCUGCGAGGGGCGGUGGGGCAGCAGCGGGGGCAGUGCCCAACCGUGGGGACGGGGCGGGGGGGCAGGGCGAGACGAGUCAGCAGCACAGGCGGAUGGUGAGUGUGGACGAGAUGAUUCGAGCGUCACGGGAGCAGCGGCGUGCCAAGGCGGCUGCGGUGCACACGGCAGCAGCAGGCCCGUCGGCGGUGGAUUUCUACCUGGGCUUUGAGGAUGUGCCCCGCCACCUCCUGCACCAUGCUCUCGCUGGCGGCAUGACCGCUGGGGGAGGGGUGGGCGCGGGGGGGGUUGUGGGGCAAGCAGGAGGGAUGGGGGCGGGAAGGGGGGAAGGUGAGGCAGGAGGGAAAGGAGGGGUAGGGGGAGGAGGAGGAGCGCUGGUUGGGAGGAGAGCAGAGGAAGGAGGGAGAGGAGGGGCGGUGGGAAUGGAUAGAGCAGGACAGGGCGGUAGCAGUGGUGGCAGCAGCUGGGCCAGGGAGGAGAUGGGCGUGAGAGCGGAGGGGCAGGUGGGCGAGAGGCGAGGGGGUGGGGUAGGCGGAGCGGAGGCGGGAGGGGCAGCCACGAGGGGGGGAAGGGGGCGGAGGCAGGCCAGUGCGUGUGAGGUGGGGCUGCGAGCCAUGGGGGAUGGGUUGGGGUAUGGGUAUGGGGACGAGGGUCGUGAGCAGGAACGAGAAUACGGGCAGCAGGAAAAGUAUAGGCUGGAGCAGCGGCAGGAGCAGGAGGCGAGUGAGCACCAGCAGCUGCUGCAGCAGAUGAGGCGGAGGAGGCUGCAGAGCGGCAGUGGCAGUGGCAGUGGCAGCGGCACUGGUAACAGCAUCAGUGGUGGUGCUGCCUCUGCUGCCACUGACGUUUCUCCCCAUGCUGCUGCUGCUGCUGCCGCUGCUGCUGCUGCUGCUGCUGCUGCUGCUGCUGCUGCUGCUGCUGCUGCUGCUGGUGGUGACAGUGGUGCGAGUGGUCGGCUGGCUGCAUUCCUGGCAGACGCUGCCAGGCUGGCAUCAGGGGAUGGCAGCUUCAGCAGCCAGGAGGGAGGCCGGGAUAGCAGUGAUGGGGAGAUUCUCACUGACACUAACACGCAUGCCAGUGCUGCUGCUGCUGCCUUUACAACUGUUGGUUCUGAAGCUAAUUCUACUGCGCGUGCUACUGGUGGCGUGGGAGGCAAAGACGGCUAUAGGAGGUCCAGGCUGGGGAGUGGGCAGGAGAGAGGUGCGGCAGGUUGGCUUGAAUCAGCAGCAGCUGCUGCCCCCGCAGCAGGAGCAACAGAGCUGGGCGGUGGCGAGGGGGAGGAACAGCAGCAGCAGCAGGUGGCAGCACGGCAGCCCAAGUACAUGAUCCAACAGAUGGAGCAGCAGCAGUCAAACACAAUGCACGGCCAGGAAGGCCAGCAGCACCACCCACCCCAAAGCAAACCUCUCCAUAUCAACCUCGCGCAAAACAACCUUCCCCAGGAGCGUGUGGAGCAGCAGCAGGGUGUGGCUGUGGUGGUGCGCGACGACCCGAUGGGGCAGGUGGCGGGCAUCACGGACCACAUCCUGCGCAUGCCCUACGAGGACGUGCGCGCGCGCUACUCCCUGGGCAAGCACGAGAUCGGGGCGGGGCGCUUUGGGUCCAUCCGCACGUGCCUGGAGCGCGCCACUGGCCGCGUGUUCGCGUGCAAGACCAUCGACAAGUCCAGCAUCACUUGCAUGGAGGACGCGGAGGACGUGCGCAGGGAGGUGGCGUUCCUGGCGCGGCUGCAGGGCCACCCGCACAUCGUGAACCUGCAGGGCGUCAUGGAGGACGAACAGAGCAUCCGCGUGAUAAUGGAGCUGUGUGCGGGCGGGGACCUGUUUGACUGCAUCAAGGCGCGCGGGCAGCUGUCGGAGCGCACGGCAGCGCUGGUGCUGAGAGCACUGAUGGGCGCGCUGCAGCACUGCCACGCGCACGGCAUCCUGCACCGCGACGUGAAGCCCGAGAACAUCCUCAUGGCUGAUCGCACUGACGACCGCAAGGGCAUCAAGCUCAUUGACUUUGGCGUCGCCACCAGUCUCGACCAAGCUGGCCCAUGCAGCGAGGUGGCGGGCACGCCAGAGUACAUGGCACCAGAGGUGCUGGAUGCGGUAUACGGUGUGGAGGCGGACAUAUGGAGCGCGGGGGUGGUACUCUACGUGAUCCUGUCGGGCGUGCCGCCCUUCUGGGCGUCGACGAAUCGCACGUUGGAGGAGGCGAUACGGCGCAAGAAGGUGGACUUCAAGUACUUCAAGUGGGCGGGCGUGUCGGACGACGUCAAGGAGCUCAUCAUGCGCAUGCUCAAGAAGAACCCUCGCUCGCGUAUCACCGCACAAGAAGUGAUGA
This is a messenger RNA of Closterium sp. Naga37s-1, 4138 nucleotides long. The record is from the annotation of a GenBank genome assembly. Lineage: Eukaryota; Viridiplantae; Streptophyta; Zygnematophyceae; Desmidiales; Closteriaceae.